AUGGGCUCACCAAAGAGCUCACACACGCUCACCUCUAUGGAAGAUACUGCACCAUUCCUGACGGCCCUGGGACUGGCACAGCUACCGGACACCGCACGACAGAGUGCCUUCACCUCAACGUCAACCUGGGACCCGGCGCAUGCAACAACCUUCAUCCCAAGAAGGGGGAAAGAGAGGACGGCAGAUCCAGGAACAAGCACCAGCGAGGACCCAACCUAA
Messenger RNA from Pelobates cultripes (western spadefoot toad), 219 nucleotides. Lineage: Eukaryota; Metazoa; Chordata; Amphibia; Anura; Pelobatidae. The record is from the annotation of a GenBank genome assembly.